AUGGCAAUUCUAUUGGCUUUUGGAGUCUAUUACAUUUUCAAGUACAAUUAUGAUUUAUAUAAAAUGCAAAAACUGGGCGAAGAUGUGAAAUGUGCCCUUCCAUCCUAUGUCACCGUAUCUUCUGAUUCUGGCAGAAUAACACCUCUUCCAUCAUAUGAUGAUAAGGAACAACAAAACUAUCCAAAGUUGCAACAUUUAUUUUUAGCAUUACCUCCUCGUGUGUAA
Molecule: messenger RNA, 225 nt
Organism: Caenorhabditis briggsae
Lineage: Eukaryota; Metazoa; Nematoda; Chromadorea; Rhabditida; Rhabditidae
Exons: 2
Coding region: 1-225 (74 amino acids)
Source: RefSeq, a predicted model, not a curated record